AUGGAGAGUUAUAACACUGGAAAUGGAUCUAGCAAUGAAACUUUUCCAAGUUCACUGGCAGACGCGGUCCAAGGAGAAGCAGCGACCUUCAAGAUCGCAAAGAUCUUCUUUUACUUUCUUAUCCUGUCCGCGAGCACUUUUGGCAAUAGCAUGGUUGCCCAUGUUAUAAGCACCACAAGAAAAAUGCAUUCUCCCUCCAACUUUCUGAUACUCAACUUGGCCAUUUGUGAUCUUUUAACGCCGAUUAUCAGUAUUGUGUUUGAUUUCGUUUUGGAGGAAAAAAGCUAUGUGUGGAUCUACGGCGGGGUGAUGUGCAAACUGUUAUGGCCGGCGCAGACUUACUUUACCUGUGCCUCUUCACUGACACUCGCCGCGAUUUCUUUGGAUCGUUAUCGACUUAUUAUGCAUCCUUUUAAGACGCGUUUGUCGCUGAAGCAGAUCUGCAUUUUAAUUUGCGGAGUCCACGUUUUCUCUCUAGCGGCUGUGGGUCCUUACGUUUAUGUUCUUAACCUCAAAGAUGGCUCUUGCGACGAAAACUGGCCAGACUUUGCUUACAGACAAGCUUACACGUUUUUCUUAUUCCUCGUUCAGUAUGGUCUGCCGCUGUGUUUUAUGGCGACGAUGUAUGGUUUAGCUGUCCGCGCGCUUUGCCGCACUUCGGCGAAAAUGCGUGAUAAUUCUAUAACCGAAAAAGUUUCGGUAAGACGUCAGAGUGUAGAAACGCAAGUCAAACUAACGCGCAAGAUUUCCCGAACUCAAUCUGUAAAGAGAAAGAUAAGCAUGUUGAGCGCGCGAAUCGACAUCUGGAGUACCGCGAAUGCAAAAGCCACAAAAAUGUUUAUUGUGGUAGUAGUGGUUUUCGCCAUUUUUAUGUUCCCAAAUCAAGUGGUAUGGUUAUGGGCAGACUUUGGCGGUGGGAUAAACAGUCCAAAUUUUACAAACAUUUCCAUCAUUUGCUGGCUAUUCACCUACACCAACUCUGUUGUUAAUCCGAUUAUUUUUGGAGUUUUCAGCAAAGAUUUUCGCCAAGGUUUCAGGAGAGUUUUUUAUCGCUUUGUUCGCUGUGGUUGUAAAUCAUCACCAGAAAGGAGUGGAGAAAAGGAAAGAUUACAGACAGUGUCGGAAUCUUAACUUUCCCACGUCUGUCUCCCACAAUAUAUAAAAAAAUCUACAUUUUAUUAUCCAGCCGGACUUCUGGCUCUCAGCUCUUAGAUCCGGUUAAAUUUAAGGCGUAGGCCAGAUGUGGUGUGCUACGUAGUGGUUAUAGAGUCAAUUCCAGUGAAAAAGAACACGUAUUUACUACACUGGGCUUCAUUCCGAAUGCUCUUUUUCCUGUUCAUUAGUAAAAGGAAUUUGUAUUUUAUUUCUUGUUUUGACUUGGUCAUUAAUGAGAUCGAUAAGCUUAAUUGCUGGAGGUGUAUCGCCGACCGCGUUAGAGUAAAACUGACAACGUAGCUACUUCUGUGUCUGUUUCUGUUCGUGUCUGUCAAUGAACACCCGCGCUAACUGCAAGAGAUGGGAGAGAGAGUUAAUCCUGUCAACACUAAAAGGCUUUGACAACCAUGACUUCAAUAAUCAGACGAAUGGAAACAGUUGCAAGUGUGGAGGCAUUGACGCCUUAGGGUAGAUUUCAUGACGUGUCGCGUACCUGUGGUUAUUCCAGUCUUGGUUUAAAACUGACUAAAAAUGAAAGACAAAGAAACAGGUAGUUCUUCGCCAGUUCUUAGGAAAAUAAGAGUCAGGUAAAAUCUGUUCUGGGUUGUUAUCAGCUCGCAUCUUCUCCUUCCCUUUUCCUUACACUUCCUUUUGUACUUGUAUGGAGAAUUUGUUAAAGAACCAACACAUGUUUUGAUCAAAGCUUCAUUUCUUACGAUCGUUAUGAUAAAUGAGGGGAAAUGUAGUAUAGGAAGACUUAAGAUGCGGGUCGAAAGGGCACACUUUGAAAUCAGC
Messenger RNA from Porites lobata, 1950 nucleotides. The record is from the annotation of a GenBank genome assembly. NCBI's taxonomy places the organism in Eukaryota, Metazoa, Cnidaria, Anthozoa, Scleractinia, Poritidae.